Molecule: messenger RNA, 426 nt
Organism: Laetiporus sulphureus 93-53
Lineage: Eukaryota; Fungi; Basidiomycota; Agaricomycetes; Polyporales; Laetiporaceae
Product: ACN9-domain-containing protein
Exons: 4
Coding region: 1-426 (141 amino acids)
Biological process (GO): mitochondrial respiratory chain complex II assembly; succinate metabolic process
Cellular component (GO): mitochondrial intermembrane space; mitochondrion
Source: RefSeq, a predicted model, not a curated record
AUGCGUUCAACGGUAGUACGCCUCGCAGAAUCCAUUUCGAAGAGACCCUUGAAUCUGCGAGAAACUAGCGCUACACUCCUCCCUCCGAUACCACUCUACCGUCAAAUUCUACGAGCCCACCGCUCCCUUCCACAUGAGAUGCGCUCGCUCGGAGAUGACUACGUGAAAGCAGAGUUCCGCCGACAUCAGAAUAUCACUAAUAAAGUGCAUAUCAUUGGGUUCCUCUCGCAGUGGAAGAUGUACUUGGACGAGCUACCAGCAGGUCCAAACGCAAAGAGCUUUUCUGGCAAGAAGCUAGAUCCUACAGUAUUAGAGAAGAUGUCUGCCGAACAGCUCGGUCAAUUGUAUGAGCUGAUGAAUGUCACUAAAAAGGUGUGGAAACCCGCGGGCUCUGAAGGGGAAUCAAGUUAUCCGCACUCCUCGUAA